AUGAGUGCAAAAGAAGAAAGAAAAGGUGUGUUGGCGAUGGUCCAAUAUAUCCUACAUUUUGAAGGCCCAUCAAAGAAGAAGAAAAAGCCUGCUGAGAAGCUAAAUACCAGUGUCUCAAAUACUCCUUCACUUCAACCACAAUUAUACCAAGUUUCAUUUGAUCAAACUGAACCAAUAGAGCCAGAUUUCAUCAACCCUCAACUUCAAGACACACAAUUAAACAUUCAAGAAAUGAUGACGCCUAGACCUUCCAAGCAGUCACUACCAUUACCUUCAUCAAACCCAAUCACUCAAUCAUCUUUAAUCAAGAUUAUCAAAGAUAAUUUACCCCAUGGAACAGAAAUAAUUGCACCCGAUGGUCUUGAUUUAGAUAAAGCUCCACAAAUUUAUUUACCAAGACAGAAGCUAGAACCUUCAAACCCAAACUCAUCUGAUCCUCCAAUACUACAUGAUGAAAUCAUAAUCAAAGUCUUCUCCUCAGAGACAGUUAUCCCUAAAGAGUUUUCAUUGUUAGACUUCUUAUUAUCUUCAACAAGAGUUAAUUUUGUGGAUUUAUCAACAUGUCAUUUAGAAGAGCCUGUUAGUUUCAGUGAGAUUGAAAAACUCUUGAAAGUUAGUCGUUCCAAGAAAACUAUGGAUAUCUUGAAAGAAAAGGGUUAUUUGGUUUCAUCUAAAACUUCAAAUCUUCGAGACGCACCACCUUCACCAAUUUCACCAGAUUCUUCAACGAAAUCAUUAAUUGCAUUUAAAUCGAAAAAAGAUGUUGAUUUUACCAUUGAUUUGGAAAAUCUAAGAACAAAUUUCUUUAUUCAACAAGGAUCAGUUGCUGAAGAGGUUGAGACUGAACAUCAAAGAUUUUCAAAUUUACCAGAUUUCAUCGAACCUGAAUUUGCUGAUGAAUUAUUUCAGAGAUUUUGUGCCAUUUCUCAAGAAACAAGUUAUUCCACAUUGGAUCUUGGGUCAUUGCCAAAUUAUGAAGAGCCUUUUGAAACUUCAAAGGAGUAUGUUCGGAUAAAUUUCUUAAAAGUUUGUUUCCCUUUAAUUUUUGGAAAUAUAUCAGUAUUAAAGUGUGUUUUGAUUAUUUCUUAUUACCGUUGGAAGAAUAUUGAUCCAACAAAUGAAUAUUUACUACAGAAGGAGAAAUUUAUUGAGGAGCUUCAUUUAGGUGUCUUGGAAGAAUUACAACAUAGACUAACCAAUUGUUUUUCAAUAUGUUGUGACCAUAGUUUACUCUGUGUUUUGCUUUUAUUAUCUACGGAAGUUGUGAUAGGGCUGAAAGGUUCUCUAUGGGGCAAGCUCUUGAAGUUAUCUAGGGAUAUGAUUGUUCUCAGAGGUGGUGUGCCAAAACUUUUAGAAACUUUAACUGGGUUAUGUCUAUUGAAAUUAUUAUCAGUUCAUUUAUCCGUUGGUGGAUUAUUUUCCUUUGAUGUUAAUGAGAUUGAUAACGCAACUCAUUCACUUAGUCUAGCUGAUUUUUUCCAUAUUAUUGAUUCGCAUCAUCAAUUAGAUUUCUUUGAUAAUUUGAAUUAUUAUUCAAAACUUGGGUUAAAUGAUAUGAAAGAUAUUAUGAGAACUUAUGGUCAUAUCACUCAAUUAUACAACCUAUCUGUUAUUUCUUAUGAUGCUAAUAAUGAGAAUGGACAAAAUUCAUUAAAACGUUAUGGGAAUUAUGAAUCAGUGAGCUUGACAAACAUGCAACUUGUUUUGAGUGAUGCAGAAACUUUAGAAAAAGAUAUUCAACAAUACUCAACCAUUUCACAACUGGGGAAUAAUCUAAAUUUACCACACCAUCAUAAAUCACAAGCUAAUUUUGCCCAAAAAGCUUCAUUACUGUAUUUAUACCAAAUGGUUUAUAGACAGACAUCAUUUUCACCAAAGACUGUACUAGCUGUUAAAGAUCUAGUUAAAGAAGUUGAGCAAUUAUUUGAUGACUUACAAAACUUAUCAAUUGAAGAAUCUCAAAGGUCUGUUAUUUUCAUUAUGCCAUUUUUUUUACUUGGUGUUGAUUUGAUCUCCAACCACAAGAGAAAUUGGUAUAAGGAAGAGUUAGAAAGAUUAUAUCUAACUACAAAGAAGGCACCAUUGAUGACGUGUGUUGAACUUUUGGAGAAAGUUUGGGAAAUAAAUGCUACUGGAUCAAUUCAUGUUGAUUGGAAAGCAAUUGCUCAAAAGUAUGAGCUCGAUAUAUGCUUAUGUGCAUAG
Hansenula anomala is the source of this 2202-nucleotide messenger RNA. RefSeq lists its product as uncharacterized. The transcript is spliced from 2 exons. Lineage: Eukaryota; Fungi; Ascomycota; Saccharomycetes; Phaffomycetales; Wickerhamomycetaceae. The record is from RefSeq and is a predicted model, not a curated record. The coding region runs from base 1 to 2202 and encodes 733 amino acids.